Parnassius mnemosyne (clouded apollo) is the source of this 2397-nucleotide messenger RNA. Lineage: Eukaryota; Metazoa; Arthropoda; Insecta; Lepidoptera; Papilionidae. The record is from the annotation of a GenBank genome assembly.
AUGAAUAGAAGAAGAGGACACGACGAAGAAGAUGGAUAUGAUCGGGUUCAUCGUAAAAGGCGUCGAGUAUCAGAAAAUCAGGAAAUUGAAGACAGAUUAGAAUCACUUAUAUUGAGAGUUGGCGAAAAAAGUAGUUCAAGUUUGGAGAGUAAUCUUGAAGGCUUAGCUAGCGUUUUAGAAGCGGAUUUAAGCACUUUCCGUGUAAAGAUUUUACGUAUUCUUACCGAAUGUGCCAUACGAAUGCCUGAGAAAUGUACUAUUUAUGCUACGUUGGUUGGUCUACUCAAUGCAAAAAAUUAUAAUUUCGGCGGAGAAUUUGUGGAUUAUAUUGUAAAGACAUUUAAAGAAAAUUUAAAAACAGGAAAAUGGAAUGCGGCUAGGUAUUGUCUACGUUUUAUUUCAGAUCUUGUCAAUUGCCAUGUUUUAGCUGCAUCGUCUUUAUUGACACUCUUAGAAACUUUAGUAGACUGUGCUAAUGAAGAUGGAGUACCACAAGUUAGAAGAGAUUGGUUCGUAUUUGCUGUUCUCUCAACUUUGCCGUGGGUUGGGAGAGAAUUAUAUGAGAAGAAAGAAUCUCAACUCGAUCAUUUAUUAGUAACAAUAGAAGUGUUUCUAAAUAAAAGGAGUAAAAAGCAUUGGCCAGCAUUAAAAGUGUGGUCAGCAGACUCACCUCACCUUCAAGAAGAAUAUUUGGAUUGUCUGUGGGCACAAAUUAAAAAGUUGAGACAAGACAACUGGUCAGAAAAGCAUAUCCCAAGACCUUAUCUUGCUUUUGAUUCUAUUCUUUGUGAGGCCUUACAACAUACUCUUCCAAGUAUACAGCCUCCACCACACAAUGAUGGUGAUACAUACCCAAUGCCAAGAGUUAUAUUUCGCAUGUUUGACUACACGGACUGUCCAGAUGGUCCAGUUUUACCAGGAGCACAUUCCAUUGAGAGAUUUCUAAUUGAAGAACAUCUUCACAAUAUUUUAGAGGCGUAUCACUUGGAACGCAAGGAAUGUGCUGCCCAACUUCUGUGCUUUCCAUAUAAAGCCAAAAUUCCACUUGAAUAUUGCAUUGUUGAAGUGAUUUUUGCAGAGUUAUUCAAUCUGCCUGUACCAAGAUAUUUGGAGAUUUGCUAUGGUUCAAUUCUUAUUGAACUUUGUAAGCUUCAGCCUUCUACUAUGCCCCAAGUCCUAGCCCAAGCUACAGAAAUUCUUUUUAUGAGAAUUGACACAAUGAAUGUGGCUUGUUUUGACAGGUUUGUCAAUUGGUUUGCAUAUCACUUAAGCAACUUCCAAUAUCGUUGGUCAUGGGAGGAUUGGGAAGGAUGUAUUCAACUUGAUCCAGAACAUCCUAAGCCUCGGUUUAUAAGAGAAGUCUUAGGAAAGUGUCUCAGGUUGUCAUAUCAUCAAAGAGUGAAGGACAUGAUACCAGAGACGUUAGCUCCCUUGGUGCCGCUUAAACCAGAACCAAUAUACAAGUAUUCAAUGGAAGGAGCAGCGUCGCUGCCGGGCACAGAGGCGGCGCACCGGCUGGUGGUGUGCGUGCGCAACAAGUGCUCGGCGGAGGAGGCGCUGAACGUGGUGCGCGAGCUGCCCAACCCGCUGCGCGACGGCGAGCCGGCCGCCGCGCACGCCGCGCACUACAACCCGCUCAAGAUCGACGUGUUCGUGCAGACGCUGCUCAACCUCGGCAGCAAGAGCAUCUCGCACAGCUUCGCCGCCAUCUCCAAGUUCCACUACGUCUUCAAGAUUUUGGCAGAAUCGGAGGAAGCUCAAAUUUGUGUAUUGCGUAACGUGUGGGAGUUGUGGCAGCGACAUCCUCAAAUGGUGUGCGUGUUAGUGGACAAAAUGCUCAAGACCCAAGUGGUCGAGUGCAGCGCUGUAGCUACUUGGCUUUUCUCCAAAGACAUGGCGCCAUUUUUCACACACAACUAUCUGUGGGAGAUACUGCAUUUGACUAUCGAUAAAAUGAAUAAACAUGUCUCUAAACUGAGUGCGGAACUACAAGAAGCUAGAGAGGCUUUAGCAAGAGCCGACUCGAGCAGUUCCGAUUCGGAAGAUGAAAGUGGAAGUAAGAAGAAGAAAGAUCAAGACAAACCGACUGAAGAGGCGGUAGAGCGCAUGGAGGAGCGACUUGAGAUGGCGCACACGGACCAGAAGCGGCUGUUCCUGAUCGUAUUCCAGCGCUUCAUCAUGAUCCUGUCCGAGCACUUGGUGCGCUGCGACACCGACGCACGCGACCCCGACACGCACUGGUACCGCAGCACCGUGGCCCGCCUGCGCCAGGUGUUCCUAGUGCAUCACGAACAAGUGCAGAAGUAUAGCAGCACACUUGAAACGCUUCUCUUCACUCAAGAUUUGGAUCCUCACAUCUUGGACGUAUUCCACCAGUUCGUCGCACUCACCGCGUAG